Glycine soja is the source of this 441-nucleotide messenger RNA. RefSeq lists its product as uncharacterized. The transcript has a single exon. Lineage: Eukaryota; Viridiplantae; Streptophyta; Magnoliopsida; Fabales; Fabaceae. Bases 1 to 441 code for a protein of 146 amino acids. The record is from RefSeq and is a predicted model, not a curated record.
AUGGGGAAGGCUCUCAUUGACUUGGGAACCAACAUCAACUUAAUGCCAUUCUCCAUUUGUAGAAGGUUGGGAGAGUUGGAUAUCAUGCCCACCAUAAUGACUUUACAGCUUGGUGACCGAUCCAUCACAAGGCCUUAUGGGGUAAUUGAAGACAUACUGAUAAGAGUUAAGCAGAUGGUCUUUCCAGCUGACUUUAUGGUCAUGGAUGUGGAUGAAGACCAUGAGGUUCCCAUCAUUUUGGGACGUCCCUUUAUGUUAACUGCAAGCUGUGUAGUUGACAUGGGAAAAAAGAAAUUGAAAAUGGGUUUUGAAGAUCAGAGGAUCAAUUUUGAUCUAUUUGAAGAAGACAAGCCUGUACCAGAUCAGAAUGUCUACUUGCAGGUGAUGGAGGGUGAUAAAAAGGUUCUGAAGUUAAAGGACAAAAUGGAUAUCAACCAUUGA